AUUGGUAGUACCUUCUCCGGUUUUCAAUUCAAAAAACUUCCUGGGAAAGCUUCCAAUUGCCCGUUUGAUGGGUAAGAAUAGAGAACGCUCAGUUUUGGGCCAUUUACACCAUUGCAAGUUUGGGCCUGAUAUCCAAUAAAUCUUUCUAAAGUCCAAAAUUGAAAUACAAGCGGCGGCAUUCGUCGGCGCUCACGCCACCGUAGUCGAGCGUAUUAUUUCUGUAAUUGGGGCAUCGGAGACAUCGUCCCUCAAGAUCUUUGAAUUGGUGGUUUUGCAGGUUUUGAGAAUAGAGAGAAUUGGAUCGAAAAUGGAUGGGAAAUCCGAGAAGAAGAAGGAAUUGGGGGAUGGAGUGAAAAGCAAUGUUAGGGCAUGUGAUGUGGAAGCUCUGAAGAAGUGCUUGGAGGAGCAUAAAGGGGAUCACCUCAAAUGUCAAUCCCAAAUUAAAGCUUUCAGGAAUUCCUGUGGCAUCAAGAAUUCCCCAUCUUAGAUCCCACUCCACUCCUUAAUUAGUAAUCUCCUUCACCCAGUUCUUACAGAUUAGUAUGCUCAAUGUUAAACGUUAAUAUUUGUAUUGGUAUGAUUAUUCGCAAGCCCUUAGUUUUUCGUUUUGGCUGUGUUUCUUUUCUUUUUUGCUAAUACUAAUAUUGUAUUAUGUACCUCAAACAGUUUUCAAUUGAGGAUUUUGAAUGAGCCCUUUAAGAAUUGAUUUUGUUUCAAGUUAAUGGCUUUUUUUCCUCGGUUUUUUGGUAAACAAAUAAUGCCAGACAGUGCAAACUGGAGAAGAAGUAUUUAUGGCACAAAACAACUUAGAAAUGACUAGUUUACUUACUCUGGAUGGACAGUUGUGGUCCGAUUAUUACCAUUAUGUAAGCUAUGACAUGAUGAUCCAGAGCAAAGGAUUCUCUUUUAUCCUAUUAUCGAUCUGGCAGGUACUAGACUAGAUUUUUGUCCAUGAUUCAUGUAUUUUGACGUUGCUGAGAGAAUCAAAGAAAAACACUUCUGAUGCCUUUAUGUGUUAACUUGUUGCGUAUGAUGGCGACAAGUUUCCUUGACCUCUCAAGCCUUGUCAUGGUCAUUUUAUCUCAGCUUUCACUCAUUCUAAUUCGUGUCUGAAUUUCUGAAGUUGAAUUUGCUAACAUUCAUAGCUGUCAAUUAAUUUAUCCAUGGAGAGAUGGGUUGAUUCUGCAAGCACUUAUUAUAAUGCAUCUGACUCAUUUUCAGUUGGUUCCGAUCGAAGUUUGUUUACUUUUGGGGCAUUUACUGCAUUUUUUUUAUAUAGCUGAAAGAUGAUCAUCCUGUGUUAAUGGAGAAGGUGCAAAAUGCAAGUGGUCUUUAGUUGUAAUAAUUCUUGGAGUGAGUUUGUGGUCAAGAG
Oldenlandia corymbosa var. corymbosa is the source of this 1372-nucleotide messenger RNA. The record is from the annotation of a GenBank genome assembly. NCBI's taxonomy places the organism in Eukaryota, Viridiplantae, Streptophyta, Magnoliopsida, Gentianales, Rubiaceae.